Staurois parvus is the source of this 286-nucleotide messenger RNA. NCBI's taxonomy places the organism in Eukaryota, Metazoa, Chordata, Amphibia, Anura, Ranidae. The record is from the annotation of a GenBank genome assembly.
AUCUGUGAAUGAUCACAGAGGUCACAUGGUACAAGGCUAUUCACAACAGCCUUGUACCAUGUGACAAGCUGUGACCAAUCACAGCUCACUCAGUAGUUCUCAAUGGCUGCAAGAAGUGGAACACCGAUUGUCGUACAGGACCUCUGUGCGAGGUCCAGAUCAUGUGAUUGGCCAAUCAGUGAUCACAUGCAGAGUAGUAAGCAAGAUGUCACCUCUGACAUCAUUGCUUACUACUUGUGAAAUCUGUGAAAUGAUCACAGAGGUCACAUGGUACAAGGCUAUUCAC